Molecule: messenger RNA, 4085 nt
Organism: Hemicordylus capensis (graceful crag lizard)
Lineage: Eukaryota; Metazoa; Chordata; Lepidosauria; Squamata; Cordylidae
Gene: SMARCAD1
Product: SWI/SNF-related, matrix-associated actin-dependent regulator of chromatin, subfamily a, containing DEAD/H box 1
Exons: 24
Coding region: 381-3602 (1073 amino acids)
Cellular component (GO): nucleus
Molecular function (GO): ubiquitin binding; ATP binding; chromatin binding
Source: RefSeq, a predicted model, not a curated record
GGCCAGGAAGGGGGUGGAGGGGAAAAAGCCGGGAAAAAGAGGAUGCUGGGAGAAAAAAGCCAGUGAGGUCAUCACUCGGCGCCCCCCUCUUUUGGUGCAAGCCGUCUCUGUGGCAAUUGAUUUCUUUUAUUUUUUUACACACACCCCCGUUGCGCUUGGAGGGGCUGUGAGGCUGACGUCGCUUUUCUCUGCCGUCAGAUCCCCCGCUCGGCCUGGCACACGCCCGGCUCUGCCGUCGCCGCUGGCCGGUGUCGGCGCUCUGAAGGCUCGCGCGCCUCCUCGGAGUGGGGGCGGGAUACUCUUGAUUUAUAUGGUGCUAUAACCACCUCCAAGGAUUAUAAAGCUGAAUUCCAUAAACUGUGAAGUGAAGGGCUGAAAUCAUGAGCUUGUUUAAUCUGGACCGCUUUCGCUUUGAAAAAAAAGCCAAUGAAGAGAAAGUUCCUUCUCCCAGCCUUCCUGCAGACCAAGAGGAGGCUACUGCUUCUGCUUAUUUGGAUGCUGUAGAUCAAGUUCCUGCAGGUCCUUUGGUUUCAGAAGACCAAGCUGCUUCUGUUAGGGAAGAUGACGAGCUUACUGAUCAUAGCAGCAGGCCUGCCACUCCAGCAUCAGAUGUUGCUACUGAUCAUAGCAGCAGGCCAGCCACUCCAGCAUCUGAUGUAUCAGAGAAAACUGAUGACUCCAGUGUCCCAGAAACCCCUGAAGCAAAGAGGACAACAAAAAUUUCUUUUUCAAAAUAUCGGAAAGAAGUUAUUGAAUUGUCAUCAGAUAGUGAAGAGGAAGAAGUACCACCAAAAUGCUCCCAAGAGAAGCAACCCACUGUUCCCACAAAGCAACCCACUGUUCCCACAAAGCAACCCACUGUUCCCCGAAAGGAUGUAAUUAUAAUCUCAGAACCUUCUGAUAGUGAACAGGAUGAAGAUGAACCAUCAAAAUCCAAACAUAGAAAUGGUUCAGCCCGGACAUCAAAUGCAGUAGUGGAAGAGGAAGAGGAGGAGGAUGAGGAGGAUGAUCUAAAUUAUUGCAAACUCCAAACACUAAAGGAACUGUUUCCACAAAAAAGUGACCAAGAGUUGUUAAAACUGAUAGAAUCAACUGAUACAAUGGAUGGAGCUAUAGCUGCUGGCCUGAAGUUGUUUCAGGAAGGUGAGUCUCGAAAGAGAAAACUUGAGGAAAGCAGCAGCAGUGGUCCUGAAGAAAAUGAUGACCAGAGUACAAAAAAGAAAAAACUUGAUCCUUUGCAAAAUCCUGAAAAUCAGUGGGAAAAACGUGAACACCUGGUAAGCAAAUUGCAUCAAGAAUUUCCCAGCUUGGAUAAAGAGGAACUGAGAGAUGUGCUUCGGGAACACAACUGGAUAUUUCAGGAAGCUCUGGAGUCUCUAAAAGUAUUUAUGGAAGACCAAGAGGAUACACAAUAUCCUUCCAAAAGUGAAGUUUCAAAUGGAAAAGGCGUCUCUGUAAAUAACACCAGCUAUCACCAGAAUGACACUAAUGUGAAGCUGAAACAGAAAUCUUCCACAAAAUCUCAGAACGGCUUCAGAAAAAAAGAUAAAAAGAAAAAAAUCUGGAGUACUAAAAAAGACUCGCAAGAUUCAGAAUUUGAGUCUGCUUCAGAAGCUGGUAGCUCCCUUGAUGAGGACUACAGCAGUGGCAAUGAAGUGAUGGAGGAUGGUUACAGGGCUAAAAUACUGAGCUUCCUGCAAGAUGCUUCCCUGGGUGAACUCACCUUGAUCCCACAGUGUUCUCAGAAAAAGGCUCAGAGGAUAAUAGAACUCCGUCCUUUUAAUAGUUGGGAAGCUCUGUUCACAAAAAUGUGCAAGACCAAUGGUUUGUCAGAAGAUAUAAUAUGGAACUGCAAAAUAUUGCUGAGAGAGAGAGAUGUGGUGCUAAAACUGAUGAACAAAUGUGAAGAGAUUUCAAAUAAACUGACAAAGCAAGUGACGAGGAUCACCAAAGAUGGUGAAGGUGGAUGGAACAUUGACCAACCCUCCAUUCUGAAUCAAAGCAUGGAACUCAAGCCAUAUCAGAAGAUUGGUUUGAAUUGGCUAGCACUGUUACAUAAGCAUUCACUGAAUGGUAUUUUAGCUGAUGAAAUGGGCUUAGGAAAAACCAUUCAAGCAAUUGCAUUUCUGGCGUAUCUUUAUCAACUGGGUGAUGUAGGUCCACAUUUGAUUGUAGUGCCAGCUUCAACAAUCGAUAACUGGAUAAGAGAAGUCAAUCUGUGGUGUCCUGAUCUCCAAGUCUUAUUUUAUUAUGGUUCUCAAGAAGAUAGGAGGCAUCUCAGAAUGGAUAUCCAUAAUAAAAUUGUAGAUUUUAACGUGAUCGUGACGACAUAUAACUGUGCAAUUAGUAGUCCAGAAGAUCGUAGUCUGUUUCGCCGGAUGAAACUUAAUUAUGCAAUCUUUGAUGAAGGUCAUAUGUUAAAAAACAUGGGUUCUGUGCGCUAUCAACACCUGAUGACAAUUAAUGCAAGAAGUCGCUUGCUGCUAACAGGAACUCCGGUUCAAAACAAUCUUUUAGAACUCAUGUCUCUGUUGAAUUUUGUCAUGCCACAUAUGUUCAGUAGUAGCACCAGUGAAAUUCGGAGGAUGUUCUCUUCCAAAGCAAAAGCCAGUGAAGAACAUAGUAUAUAUGAAAAGGAGAGAAUUGCACAUGCCAAGCAGAUAAUAAAACCAUUCAUUCUGAGAAGAGUAAAAGAAGAGGUCCUUAAACAGCUACCUCCCAAAAAGGAUAUUAUUGAAUGCUGUGAAAUGACUGAGAAACAGGAACGACUCUACCAAGCUCUCUUCAGCUCCUUAAAGAAAUCUAUUGACAGUCAAGAAAAGAAUACAGAAAUGGGAAAUGUCAUGAUGCAGCUAAGAAAAAUGGCCAAUCAUCCUCUUUUACAUCGCCAGUAUUAUACAUCUGAGAAACUUAAGGUGAUGUCAAAACUCAUGCUGAAGGAGCCUACACACUGUGAAGCCAACCCCGACCUCAUAUUUGAAGAUAUGUCUAUGAUGACGGACUAUGAACUACAUCUGCUUUGUAAACAGUACGCAAACAUCCGUGACUUCAUGCUUGAGAUGGAUCUGAUUUUGGAUUCUGGAAAAUUUAGAAUAUUGGGACGCAUUUUGUCUGACUUCAAAGAAAAGGGUGAUAGAGUUGUACUGUUUAGCCAAUUUACUAUGAUGUUGGACAUUCUGGAGGUUCUUCUAAAACAUCAGCAACACCGAUACCUUAGGCUGGAUGGAAAGACACAGAUUUCUGACAGGAUACAUCUGAUAGAUGAAUUCAAUUCAGAUAUGGGGAUCUUUGUCUUCCUGCUUUCCACCAAAGCUGGGGGUCUGGGAAUUAAUCUCACCUCUGCCAAUGUGGUUGUCCUUCAUGACAUUGAUUGUAAUCCUUACAAUGAUAAGCAGGCUGAAGACCGAUGCCACAGAGUAGGUCAAACUCGAGAAGUGAAAGUUAUAAGACUCAUAAGCAAAGGGACUAUAGAGGAAUCUAUGCUCAGAAUCAGUCAGCAGAAAUUAAAACUAGAACAAGAUAUGACAGCAGCAGAUGCAGGAGAAGAAGGGGCCAUUCCAGCAGAUAUAGCAACACUAUUAAAAACAUCAUUAGGUCUCUAAUAAUAAUGAUACAAGGAUGAGUGUUGUAGAUAUUUUUUUUUAUUUGAGAAAAAUAAAAUGUGCUUUAAGAACUUUUUAUGUUAAAAUACAUUUGUAUGGACAUUUAUAACUUUUUGUAAUUUCCUUGUUGUAUUGCUCAUGGCUUAGGUUUUUCUUUUCUUUUCCCACUAUUGGUACCUGGAGACAAAAUGUUGAGAUGCCACAAAAAUGUAGUGCAUAAAAUGCCACAUAAGCUAAAUUUGCAAUUUUAAAAUGGGGACCCUACUUUUAACUAAACUGCUAAUGUUUGAAAUUGUUCCAUAUUUUUGUAAUUAUUUCUACCUCCAAAUAUAUAUAAACUGUCUCUUUCACUGGAUGUGUGGUUUUUUUACAUGUGCCUUAUUUGAAAUGCCCAUAUUUGUUGUCUCUUUGCUUGUUUUAUUUGAAGUACUGUAAUGUUUUGUAUCAAAUAGUUCAUUUAAUAAAAAUUGGACCUUAACAGUC